Molecule: messenger RNA, 432 nt
Organism: Schizophyllum commune H4-8
Lineage: Eukaryota; Fungi; Basidiomycota; Agaricomycetes; Agaricales; Schizophyllaceae
Exons: 4
Coding region: 1-432 (143 amino acids)
Source: RefSeq, a predicted model, not a curated record
AUGACAGGCGUAUAUAUACUCGGUCGCGGCUCGGAGGGGUGGUACUUUCCUCCCUGCCCCCAUCCACGCCCGCCCGCCGUCCGUUCUUCCCGUCGCCCCGGCCGCCGGCGCCGCCGCACUCGACACCCGCCAACGACUGCUCAGAAAGCUGGUCGAGCGUUGCUGCAAUCAGAGUCCGCGCUUCGUUCUGCUCCAACAUGCUCAUUCCGCACGCCCAUCAAGCUGUCUGAGCCUGCGGUCAUUCCGCUGGCUCUCCAAGGCCCGAAACACGCGAAAUCGACAUCAAUUGCGCCGAGGUCCGCGCCGGUAGCUCUCGCUGACCGCCGCGACGAUACUCGGAGACAGACGGAGGAGGGUUGGGGUCGGCGCGAGGCGGCGCGGAGCGCCGCUGCGUUGCAGGCGCCUUCGGUGGCGGGAAACAUCGCAAAUUGA